Messenger RNA from Mercenaria mercenaria, 2451 nucleotides. RefSeq lists its product as uncharacterized. Bases 1 to 2451 code for a protein of 816 amino acids. NCBI's taxonomy places the organism in Eukaryota, Metazoa, Mollusca, Bivalvia, Venerida, Veneridae. The transcript has 9 exons. Gene Ontology annotation, molecular function: zinc ion binding. The record is from RefSeq and is a predicted model, not a curated record.
AUGAUAGAACUGUUUCUUCUUGUAUGUAUCACGCCAAAUGGUAACCUCAAUCUUUUACACAGGAAACAAUUGUUGGAAAAUCAGUACAAAAACUGGUUAAGAAGUACACUUGGACUAAAAUACUUGAAAGUUGGUUUAGAGGGAUUUACAGAUACUGCCGUAAAAGCUCAUCACAAUGAAAUUCUGGGCAAAGUUCCUCCUGCUGGAAUGAUAUGCACAAACUGUACCUCAGAAACACUCCUCCCUUCGCAUAAAAAGGAGCUUUGUCACCAACAACAUGUAUGCUUUUGUUCGAAUAAAUCACGUAACAGAAAGUUAUGUCCUAAUGCCGAAUUCUGCAGUAAGUUUUAUGAUCAAAUACUUUGGAAUCACCAGUUCUUUGAUCCAAUGCUAAUUAACACAGAUAUACAAAAAUGGAGCAGUGAUCCUUGGAGUGUUGCUACAUGUUAUAUCAACACUGCUGGCUACAGUGGCCGAUCGUCUGCGAAACAGAUUGACUGUGCGGGAGUGCUGAGUUUGUUCAUUAACAACUGCUUCUUCGAGAGAAGUCUAGAUGAAACAGAUUUAAAUGAUAAAACAGAUCUAUUUAAGAAGGCGAAGGAUGCACGCAAUGAAAUUCUUCAUAAUGCGAACUUUGAGCUAUCUGAAAGUCAACUUUAUGGUUAUAUCGACCUAUUCAAAAGCGUUCUGGAGAUCAAAAACAGACAGGACGGGUCGUGUUUUUUCAACCAACCUGGUGUUCAAGAAGCCAUUUACAGUUUGAAUAAGUUGCAGGAACACCAGAUUGAUAUACACAUUUCUGAAGAUCUUCGUAGGCAUAUUGAAGACCUGCAAGAGCACGCUCAGAGUGAAUUAGCGGAAAAGAUUGACGAAGCUAAGAAACAGAAUCACAUUAAAGUUCAGCAGUUAGAGGAACAACUGAAACAUAAAGAGAAAGAGCUUCAACUAAUGCAUGCUUUCCGAUCAACACACAUGAAAAGUACAGAAUCAAAAGACCAUAAAGUGCCAUUCCAACUCGAGUUACACAUAAGAGCUAUUGGAUCAUCAGGAGAGACAAUUGCAGAAGGGAGACAUUGCAUUUACGACAGCAUGAAGAAUUUUGUUGCAAACUACAGUCAAGACAAACCUGCUGCGCCUAUGACUUCUUCUGAUAAAUCUGCUGAUCAAUCGGUUCGCCGUAUUCUUGGAUACAUAACCAACAUUAAAGGCUGUAAGAUAAUAAAGGAGGUGAUAGAAACAGAGAAUUCUGCCUACAUUAAAAUCCACUGCUUUACUUGUGAUGCUAUUGACCAGUUUCUCAAGUAUAUCAAUGGAAACGAGCUACAGAAAGAAACAGAUGAGUUACGAAAAUGUCUAAAGAUAAAGAAUGAGAUAGAAGCACAUGAUGUAAUAGCAAGUUGCUCAUCAGAAUGUAUAGAGAAUACAAGAAAGCGUCUGCAUAACCGUGGCCUUACGACCGACUUCAUUUGUGAUAUCCAUCAGGGUACGCAGUGCACGUGGUAUUGUUCUGACCAUGACAAGUUUUUCUGCUCAACAUGUAAGGAUUCAAAACAUAGAUCAUGUGUUGGAAUAAAACAAGUCGUAUCAGAAAGGUCUUACGAGAAACAGAAUCAAAGUCUUGUCGUUAAGCGUAAGAUAGGAAAGUAUAAUGUACAGAUAAAGAAUCUUUUCAUGAACAGAGACGACAAUGAUAAAGGUUAUUGUAGAAUAUACAGUAUCUGUAGCCUUCCUGAUGGUAACAUUCUUCUUGUUGAUUUUGGUAACGAUAGGCUGAAGAAACUUGACAGUUCGUACAACGUCGUCAGUCACUGUGAUUUUCACGAUGUGUCCUCUGUAAUGACUGCCAUGUGUUAUAUAGGUGACGAUAGAACUGUUGUAUGCGAUUCGACUGACAGAAUUCGGUAUGUGAAUGUAUCCGGUAAGCUGAAGCUUGAGCAUACUGUACAGCUUUACCACAGAUGUAACGGUCUGGCUUGUCAUGGUGAUACACUCUAUGUCAGAGGUGAUGGCACAAUAUAUACCUAUAGCAGAGACUUUCUAGAGAAACAUGUACUUUACAACAUAAACGAUUAUUCAGCGUAUUCCAUCCAUAUUGCUGUCAGUGAUGACGGUGAACGUAUUUAUAUUCCAACUGGUAAUGGCGGUCUUGUAACAAUAGAUAACAAAGGAAACCAUCUAUUCACUUUGAACCGCGGCCCACGGUAUGAAGCAGAUGAUGUAUGUAUUGUUGGUGAUGGUACUAUGCUUAUAUUAGACAAUAAAGGAGGUGUGUAUCAGGUUGAUUAUAAUGGUAAACAAGUACUGGGAACAGUUGUUGUUCAGUCAGAGAGUCUUCGUGCAUCGUUGUGCUUUGAUAGACAACGAUGUAGACUAAUCCUACCGCAAUACAGAGAAAACUAUAUAUCAGUCUUUCAGCUACAGCAUCACAACAAUGAUACAAAUAUAAAUUAA